This is a messenger RNA of Tinamus guttatus (white-throated tinamou), 381 nucleotides long. Lineage: Eukaryota; Metazoa; Chordata; Aves; Tinamiformes; Tinamidae. The record is from RefSeq and is a predicted model, not a curated record.
AUGGCCUCUCCCAGCACCAGCAGCGAGAGCAGGAGCAGGACAGGGGAGACGAAGCGCGUGGUGGCCACGGACGUGAUGCAGAACGGAGACUGGACCUACCAAGUGCUGGUGAUCCUGGAGACCACCCCGCAGUCCGGGGACACCUACACGUGCCACGUGGAGCACGUCAGCCUGCAGCACCCGCUCACGCAGGACUGGGGGGCCCAGUCGGACACGGGCCGGAGCAAGAUGCUCACGGGGGUGUGUGGCCUGGUGCUGGGGCUCAUCUUCCUGGCGGUGGGGCUCUUCCUCUACCUGCGCAACAAGAAAGGUGAGUGGCCGGGACAGGGGACGACGCGCCGUUCCGCAGCCUGCAGGUACCGUCCGGCUCCCCAACCCUGA